GAACCUCGUACGGAUAAAUAUACCUAUGUAUAGCGAGCGAUACAUACUAUAGAGCUUGUGUGUGCCUGUCUGUGUGCGUGUAGCCGAGGCAGCGAACUAUCUCUGGCAGCGGCGAGCGCGAGUGCCAAUUCAGUCGCACGCAGAACAUCGAGAGUUAACGUCAGCUCGCGUUGAGAGCGUUUUAUAUUGUUCGACGCAGCUCAGCGCACGAUAUCUCGCAUCGUCGUAUAGCCCUGGCCUGCUGUCUGUGUGUGCGGCGCGCGUGUGUGUGUGUAACGCCAAAAACGGAGUCGCGCACGGUGCAGCAGCACCCAUGCCCAAUGCGCUGCAGCAGCACACAUCUCUCGCGCGGCUGUGUCGUUGAUGAAUAACAAUAAUCGUCGUCUUGGUUGAGUCAACCGAGUGCUCGUCGUGUCCCCGCCGAGCAUAAUAUAUAAUAAUAACAACAGAGAAAUAAAACCGAGUGCGUGAGGUGAGCGUAUGUGUGCCGCGAACGUGUGUGCGUGUUGAGAGACUCGCUUGCUCGCCGGAGUUCCAUAUAGUGCUGUUUUGUGCCAGUGCUGUUUUCGCGUCUCUCGACCCGACUACCGACUAUAUUACUCGGUGGUGCGCCUUAUCAAAGCGAAGCGAGAGAUUAUUUCUGCCCCGUACUCUUCCAUAGUGCAGCAGUAACAGCAGCAGCAGCCGUCGUCGUCGUGUGUGCAGUUUUGUGUCUCUCGCUCGACUGUGAGUGUCCGUGUGUGUGUGCGUGUUAUUCGCUGUUCUCGUGCGAGAGCUGCGAUUCGUCCUCUGUGCAGUGUGUUGUAUUAUAAAGCGCCGAAAGAGGAGCGAGCGAGAGAGGAGAGCUCUCGAUAUAUAUAUAUUUAUAUGUGCUACGAGAGGGAGAGAGAGAGAGAAUAAAUCGUGUUCUUUCUGGGGCCUCUUUGAGUGGACAGCAGCAACAAUUGCAUCGAAUAAUAAAUAAAUAAAUAAAAAUCCAGAAAAUCAUUCGCCUGCAGCAGUCUCUCUUUCUUGCAUUAAUUACGCACUCUCGAUUAAAUUGCUCCCUCUGAGGUGCUGCAACACACCACUACACACACACACAAAGUGCAUAUAAUCUCGAGAUAUACAGUGCAGUUGCUGAAUGCAGAAAGAAUCGUGUUGUUGCCAAGAGCAGCAGCAGCAACGAGUGGUGCGUGAGUGUGUGCGUCGUUGAUUGAAUGUACAUGUGAAAGGUGGCGCGCGGCGGCUUUAGUAGCUGCAACGCUGCUGCCUGCCAGACUACGGCCGACGACAUUCCGAGCACUAUCGAGGACGGCCGGCUGCCCCAAGCAAACAUGACCUGCUGGGGUACCGAGCUUUGGGAUCAGUUCGACAAUCUAUCCGUCCACACGCAGAAGGGGAUAGAUUUUCUCGAGAGAUAUGGACACUUUAUACGGGAUCGCUGCGCCAUCGAGGAGGAGUACGCAACGAAACUCAGAAAUCUGGUCAAACGCUACCAGCCGAAGAAAAAGGAUGAAGAAGACUACCAAUACAGUCCGUGCAAAGCCUUCCGUAAGGAGCUGAACGAGGUGAACGACCAGGCGGGCCAGCGCGAGGUCAUCGCCGAGAACCUGCAGGCCAACGUUCUGCGAGAGCUCGGACUGCUCGUCAAGGAGUUCAAGGACGACCGCAAGAAGUACCUGCAGGAGGGCGUGAGGCUGCGCACCUCCCUGGCCAGCCAGAUCGGCACCCUCGAGAGGGCGCGCAAGGCCUACGAGAAGGCUUUCCGCGAGUCGGAACGGGCCUCCGAGAACUACCAGAAGGCCGAUGCCGAUUUAGACUUGUCGCGCGCUGAGGUGGAAAAGCAGCGCAUGAACAUGAAUCUAAAGACGCAGCAGAGCGAGGAGGCGAAAACGGAGUACGCGAAGCAGCUGCAGACGACCAACGACAUGCAGAACAUGCACUACAACUCGUCGAUGCCCGAGGUGUUCGCGAAUCUGCAGGAGCUCGACGAGAAGCGAAUCAAGAACAUGCGCAACUACAUGCUGAAAUCGGUGGAGAUCGAGCGCGCCGUGGCGCCCAUCAUCGCCCAGUGCCUCGACGGCAUCGAGAAGGCCGCCAACGAGAUCAACGAGAAGGAGGACACGCUGCUCGUCAUCGAGCGCUACAAGAGCGGCUUCCAGCCGCCCGGCGACUUUCCCUUCGAGGAUCUCUCGGCGGCCAAGAUGCAGAUCGACGGCAACAGCAAGCUCAGCCAGCCGGUCAUGCAGCCGAUACACAAUCACCUCACGGUCAAGGGCACCAUGUCCGGCGGUAAAAUGAAGAAGCGCGUCGGCAUUUUUAAUAUUUUCAGCAGUAACAAGAAGUUGAUCGAGGUGUGCAUAGCUUUGAAGAACAACGUGCCCGGCUACGGCGACGGCCAAAAGGAGGACUACAGCGACCUGCCGCCGAAUCAGCGCAAGAAGCGCCUGCAGCAACGAAUCGACGAGAUCCAGGCGAAAAUUCAGCAAGAGUCGGCGGCCCACGACGGCCUGACGAAGAUGAAGGGCGUGUACGAGCAGAAUCCGGCGCUGGGCGAUCCGCUGACGAUCGAGAGUCAGCUCACUCAGUCGACCAACAAGCUCGAAAAGCUCGCCGCCGACCUGGCCAAGUACCAGGGCUAUCUCGACGAGGCCAUCAAAGCCGGCGUCAACUUAUCCAGUCCAAGCCAACUGCAGAGGAAACCAACGACAAACGGCUCGGCGACGCGGCCGCUGAGUUCCAGAAGAUCGAGUCAUUCUGGAGGCGAGGAAAGCUUGUCGAGAUCCGCAUCGGACUCGAGCGUGAGCAAUGCCACUGCCAAUCAAGCGAACAAAAAGAGUGCCCCGAGCACGCCACAGCCGACCCAUGGUUCCACGAAUAGCCCGGAGUCUGGACUUGGCACCUCAAGGACGUCCCUGCCCGGUAGCGGUGGCGAAGAAUACUACGUUGACGAAGUCGACGCCCAACCUCCCCUGGGAACUUGUAAAGCUUUAUAUCCCUUCGAUGCCACGAGCGAAGGAUCCAUACCAAUGUACGACGGCGAGGAGCUAUACAUGAUCGAACUGGACCAAGGCGACGGAUGGACCAGAGUACGCCGCAUCUCUCAACCGAUCGAAGGUUUCGUGCCGACGUCUUAUAUAGAAUGCCACCUGUAUAAUACAUAGUCCGAGUAUGAGUACGAGCCAAUAAUAUCGAGCGAAACAGAGUAAAUGGCUUGUUGAAAAAAAAAACGAUUGAAUAUUCGCGAAAAAGAUGUACUUGUGAGAUUACCUACAAGAAAGAAGCUGCUAGAUAUCGACGGUUCAGUGCUUUUAUGAAGCCAGCUCAUAACGUUUUAUCAAACGAAUUGGGCGCAAGUGAUUUAUAAUGAUGAUAAAUCGAUGCCCGACAACGACGAAAACAAAAUGACAUCCAUUCAAUGUGAUCUUGUAGAUGUAGCUCGAACGAAAAAAAAUGAACGAAAACCGAAGAGACGCGAAAUAGUUUCGUGCAAUUUAUGAAAUAUUUUUCUUCUUACGUAUGUGCAGUAGUCAUUAGACAUGAACCAACGCUCACCCAGCCAUAGAGUGGUCAAUCUAAAUGUGCGAAGAUACUCGGACUUAUGGUAAUUAUUAGACGCAGCGUCGUGCGCGAUAAUGAAAAAAUGAGUGAUUUUUGAUUGCGAAAGUAAAUCUGUUUGAUUAACAGGUCCGUGUAAUCUUUCGAGUGUGAGUGUGAUAUACAUAUAUACAAUAAAUGUAACAUGAAAUUACUAUAUCGUUGUGAAAGCAUUUCACGUGUACACUUUUACGAGCCGAUGAAUUGUGCCGGAAGAGUCGUUAUCAUCGGUAAAGUAGUAAUUCAAAUCGAAGCAUUGAUAUUUUUCUUGUAGCGCUCUGCGAAAAUUCACUCUUUCGGCACUAUCCAAUGACAUAUAGAAAUUAUCGCUCAAAUAUAUCGCUUAGAAAAACAAAAUGUAACACAUUUAAGAUGGUUCUGAUUAUGAAUUUUGACGAUAAAAAAUAGAUAACGUACUGUUAAGUGUAAAUAAAUAACAUGUGUUGUCAUCGAGACAGAUAAAAAUAUAGUGAAAACGGGAAAAGAGUAGAAGAUAUAUACUUGCGAAAAAGUGCCAGAAUCGGAACAGAACACAGAUUACGAGUUUUCUCUUAUAGAUGGAAUACAAUUAUAUUUUUUUGUUAUAUUUUUUUACACGAUUAACGCAAAGGUAGUAGUAUUACGUAAAUAUUGUUAGAGGCACGAUUUUCUUAAAGCAUUGGGCAAUGCUAGUCAAAGCAGAUGAGUGUCGAAAAACUUAUUUACUAGAUUUUUUAAGGGUAUGACAGAUAGCGUAGCAUAGCUUUAAAAAUCGCGAUUCUGAUUUGCUGGGAAAUAGUCUUUUUAAUAACAGCAUCAGAAAAAGUAAUUUAGCAUUCAAACUGUCGAAUUUCAAAUGAGAACUUUGAGAUUACAAUUUCAAUGUUAUAUUAUUGAUAAAAAAGAAGUUUUAAUUUACUGUUGUCCGAAAAAGAAACUAGUAGCUUUAGAAAAUACUGAUAUUAUAUUAAUUUUCGUCCAUUAAAUGUAAAGCAUUGAGAAAUUUGUUUUUGCCAUUGUAUCGUAGUUUUAAUAAUUACAUGCAACUUCGAUACGUAUUUUUUUUUAAAGAAAGCGAGCUUAAUGUGGUUAUGCACUGUAUAAGUUAGUAGUGUUAUUCAAAAUUAUAAUAAUUGAGUUUAAUUUGUAUUAGAAAUAUUUAAUUGUAGACUUUCUUUAUGUAAGCUGUAUAUUAAAUGCAAGAGAAAACUGCAACUGUCGCACAGUUGCAGAGUUGUUUUUAUUUAAUUCUAAAUGAGACAACUCGUAAUUUCGUGAGAAUAGGUGUUCAUGCAUCGUAGAUCCGAUUGUGCAUUCAAUUCAAUUGCAAACAUGUGUAACUUCAUAAAUGUACAUGUACGUGUAUAAUGUAUAUAUAUUAAAUAUGUUAUUGAUUAUAUCGUUAAAAUGUAGCUUUCAAUUAAGCAAAUGAGCACUAGAAGUAGCGUUUAAUUAGAAUGAAAUGUGUUUUUGAACGAUUAUAGAGGCAUUUUUACUUGUUUCGUUUGUUUCUCAGAUGCGUUCUAUUUUACGUGAAAAAAAUAUUCAACAGCCAUUAUUGCUUGCUGUGUUACAGCAGCGAUAAUAGCACCCUUCAAAUUUGAAACGAAGAAUAUUAACAUGAUAUAUUUUAAGACUUUUUGUAAUUCAACGAUAAACAAAAUCUUGAGAAAAGGGUGCAAAUCGUUUGAUUAGAAAAGUGGUGUUAAUUUUUUCGUGUAACUGGCCACGGCGAUACGAUGUUAUUUACUAAUUAUAUAUUAUAAUAAAAACUAUUGAUCAAGCGCGAAAGUAUAUAAUAAUAAAAUUGGCCGUAAACAAAAAUGAUAACUGAGGUUGUAAUAACGGCCGAUAUAUAUGAAUUCGACAUGUUUCUAAAGCAAUGUGUCGUUUCUUUGUAUAUUUUGUGAUUUUUUUACUCUAUACAUUAACACUAUACAGUGAUUAAACAUUAAGACAAAAACAAUGUAGAUAAAUUUAACUCUUACACGGCGAAUCAUAUAAUUUUAAUUAUUAACAUAUGAAUACAUACAAUUAUAUAUUAAUGAUUGAAAUGAAGAAAAAUUAUAUAGGUACUAAAAGCCAAUUAUAAAUUCUUAUUUACUCCGAGAAAUCCGUGUGAAUUUUGAUAUUCAUGCUCGUAGCAUCUCGAUGAACUUUAUUGUUCUUCCCUAACUAUUCACCUAUUUGUAAGUUUACCUUUUAGAAACGAUUCUAAAGUUAUACAUAUAUGAAAAAAAAAGAAAAAAAGAAAACUGAACAUACUCCGCUUCUUGUGACCUACUGUAUCGUACCGCAACUCGUCGAUCGUUUAAUUUUGUUGAUGAAUGAACUUAAACCUGAAAUCCCAGUUGCUUUCGAAAAGGCUGUCAUUCGAUAAAAACGUUGGCUUUAAUUUUUCAUCCUUGUACUGUCUAUUAUCUUAUCAUUUUAAACAACUGUACAAAGCUUUUAUGAAUAUUCAUUUCAUUGUGUAUAAAUAAAUGAUUGCGAACAUUCAUCGCAAUCGAAUUAA
This is a messenger RNA of Trichogramma pretiosum, 6073 nucleotides long. RefSeq names its product formin-binding protein 1-like (gene Cip4). The transcript has 10 exons. Gene Ontology annotation, molecular function: protein binding. The record is from RefSeq and is a predicted model, not a curated record. NCBI's taxonomy places the organism in Eukaryota, Metazoa, Arthropoda, Insecta, Hymenoptera, Trichogrammatidae. Bases 1317 to 3146 code for a protein of 609 amino acids. Gene Ontology annotation, biological process: signal transduction.